GGAAUUUUCAUGUUUUAUCAUAUAUUUUCCGAUUCUAUUCAGACCGGAUGUUGACAAUGGUUUUCUAACCAAUAUCAGUGAAAUUUGUAAUUUUAGUUAUCGUCAUCAAGAAUAAGUAUGCCACCAAAAAGAACAAGCCAAGCUCGCGCAAAACCAUCAACUGUCUCAAAACAAAAGAAACGCAGGACAUCAAUGAACUUGGAAGUGGUGUCGCCAGCUUUAUCCCCCGAUGUACUGGAAACCAUCACAGCACAGGUGACCCAGCGGGUGACGGCCACAAUUAGAGACGAGUUGACAACGCUGAUAAACAACAUUAACAGCAACAGUGCUUCAAAUUCUCAGGGGAGUAUUAGUAUAAACCCUCUAGGGGCAUCUAACAACGAUGAUAAUGACGGGUUGGUAAGAGAAUCUAGAUAUCUGGACAACGCUAUUCAACACUCAGUUGAAGCGGUAGUUGUGGAUCACACUGAGAAAAUCGCUGGUAAGUGUCCGACAGGUUUUGUUAGUACAGCAGUACCAAUUGAUGCAAGGGUAUCGGAUCAAACUAAAUCAAAAAUUUGGUCAAACCAGUAUAUAGAAUUUGCAAGCCUUUUGUCGAAAGACAAACAAAAGAAAGGUAAGUUAUCUAUUCAGGUCGAAGAUGGUGACAGUCCAGGCAAGCUUACAAUCCACCAGGUAGAGAAUGAUUCCCAAAGCGAGGUAACUCUCUCAUCCAUGCAUGACUGGCUUACAGCAUGGAAUAGAUUUGCUGCAAUUUAUUGUAUUAGAUACCCAGAACAACAAGCUAAAUUAGCUAAACAUUUAGAAUCAGUCAGAGAUAUUGCAGAUGCCAAGGGCAAUUGGAAAGCUUAUGACACCGAUUUUAGGAUGCUUGUUGCCCAAGGACAAGUUUCAUGGGGUGAUGUACACAUGGAGUUAUAUGUUAAUGCCAGACUGACGACAGCUCUAUCUUCAAAACCUAACAAAAGUCAGAAAGAUAUGUCAUAUAGCUCUAUGCCAAGAGGUGUCUGUUUCCAGUACCAUUCAGGUAAGCAUUGUUCAGCAGGCUUGUCUUGUCGCUUCCAACACAGAUGUUAUAACUGCGGCGGGUCACACCCUUUUAUUCAAUGUACAAAGCAAGCCAAGCAGCCCUUUCGGAUCAUGCAGAGGUAUCAAAACCAAACAGGUAGUACAAAUACAGGGAAACAAUAUAACCAAUCAAAAUCAUUUGGUACAUCCAAGCAAGGGCCCAACACCAAUCAAGGUAAAUAGACUUGCUCAUUGGUUAUCAGGGUAUGAUGAAGAUGAAACUAAUUUUCUAGUUCAGGGUUUUUCAAAGGGUUUUUAUUUAGGCUUUGUUGGAGAAUGUCCUGGAAUAGAGUCAAAAAAUUUAAAUUCGGCUCUUACAAGACCAGAAAUUAUUGAUCAAAAAAUACAAAAAGAAAUUUCGGCUGGUAGAGUUCAAGGACCUUUUGAAAAUAAACCAUUUUCCAAUUUACAGUGUUCACCACUGGGUUUGGUUGAAAAGAAAGAGCCAGGUGAAUUUAGAAUGAUUCAUCAUUUGUCAUACCCAGAAAAUCAAUCAAUUAAUGAUGGCAUACCACCUGAUGAGUCAUUUGUUCAAUACUCAUCUAUUUCAGAUGCUAUUCAUUUCAUAAAAAAGUGUGGAAAAGGUGCUUUCUGUUGUAAAACUGACAUUAAGUCAGCAUUUAGAAUUAUUAAUAUUCACCAAUCUCAGUAUCAGUUUCUUGGGUUCAAGUGGAAGAGUAAAUAUUACUUUGAUACAUGUUUGCAGUUUGGUCUAAGUUCAUCUUGUAAAAUAUUUGAGCGAUUCUCCACAGCCCUACAAUGGAUAGCACAAAAUAAACUUGGUAUACCAUGUAUAUCACAUGUUUUGGAUGACUUUGUCAUUGUGGAUAUAUCGCCAACUCAAUGUGUCUACAAGCUGAAAUCUUUCUUGAAUAUGUGUUCAGAUAUUGGGGUUCCCAUUUCACUUGAAAAAACAUGUGGUCCUAACCAAGUUAUAACUUACCUGGGUUAUGAAUUGGAUUCAACAAAAAUGGAAUGCAGAUUACCAAAGGAAAAAAUUGUAAAGUGUGUCAACAAAAUCCAGUUUGCGAUGGAACAAUCUAAAUUAACAUUAAAGCAGCUGCAGUCAAUUAUAGGUUUAUUGAAUUUUGCUUAUAAUGUAGUGU
Molecule: messenger RNA, 2174 nt
Organism: Magallana angulata
Lineage: Eukaryota; Metazoa; Mollusca; Bivalvia; Ostreida; Ostreidae
Exons: 1
Coding region: 118-1251 (377 amino acids)
Molecular function (GO): metal ion binding
Source: RefSeq, a predicted model, not a curated record